AUGCUCUUCCACAGCCUGGCCGGCUCAGAAAUGCACGGCGUCAUCGACGAGAUGGACCGGCGAGCCAAAGGCGACACGCCCGCCAUCAGCUCCGCCAUCGACCGCGGCGAGACUGAAACGGUAGGGCCGCCGAGAAGGAGACCCCGCUCUCCGCUGCUCCGGGGAUGGGCAGGCGCCCGUGGCUUCCCUCUGGUUCACCCAGGAAGGCCCAGAUCCCAAUGUUUGGGGAAAGUGAGGGCAAGGGAACCCCAGAUUUGCCCAACGGCCGAGCAAUUAUAUAUAUAAAUUACAUAUAUAAUUGCAUCCAUUUUUAUAUAUGCAUUCAUUUAAAUAAGAAUAAUAUAUGCAUUCAUUUAAAUAAUAACAAUCCCCUUGCAAUGGAGGGAACCGAAUCGGGGAAAUCGGGGGAACAGUGAUCCUGCCAAGGCGGUUCACUCUGGUGCUGAGGAAAAGCGCAGCAGCUUUUCUGGGAAAGAUCCUGCGUUUCAGGGGUUCGGAGUAGCUAACAAUAAGGGGUGAACAAGUGAAUAAAUAAAAUGCAUUCGUUUAAGAAAUAAUUUUAAGAGGGGGAGUGGCUUUGGCUGAUAAAUAAAAUUCUUUUUUUUUCUUUCAUUUUUUUGGCUUACUAAAAUUAUGUUUCUUCCUUCCUUUUUCUUUCUUUCCUUCUGUCUUUCUGAUUCCCCAUUUAAAACAAAAAAAGGUAAAGUCAGUAAUAUCUCUAUAUAGUUAUCUAUUUAUAAAAAAGAACAAUAUAUAAAAAUAGAUUAAAUUCAUUCUCGUUGCGCACAAGAUAUUCAAAGUGACAAAGGCCUUUAUUUUAUUUUUUUUAAUGGGGCGGAAAUUAGACCGUUUUUUAGUUUAUCCUGUUUUUUAGUUUAAAACAAACUGACCAUUCAGCAAAGUGCUUUCCUCUCACCCGUUCGGUGCCUUCCUUCUUUCGCCCACUGUCGCGAGGGUGGGGAGCCAGAGGCGCUGGGAGCCUCCGGUGGGCCGACGGCUCUGAACCCUUCUCGGUUCGAGGCUGGCACUUCCACGCUCAGGCCUGGGAAAGAAUAAAUAAAUACUUGUACCUAUUUUAUGUGUUUUAUUUUAUUUUGGGAUUUUAUUGAAAAUGGAGAGGAACCGAUUUAUAUUAAUCAGAACAUGACAUUUGCAGUCGCCUUUUUAGUCACUGUAUCCUCCCGGUUUGAUUUCGGAUAUUUUUGGAAUUUGCGAAGCGGAAAAGAAAUAGAGCGGGAAUUAUUACUUUGCUUUAUUAUUAUUUUUUUAAAAAUCGGGUUUCUUUUUUUGUUUUCUUUUUGGGUGUUGGUCUCCGUUUUGCUCUUUAAAAAUGCUUUUCUUCAAAGGUGGAACGGAUAACUCAGAAAUUGGAUAAAUUAGCCGUCGGGUGUCCUGAUGCCCGAAAUUCUGGGGUUGCUUAAGAGGGGCGGUUUUAAAAGAAUUCCCGAUGCCUCGGCCCCCGUUUUCCCGUCUCUUCUCAUUUUUACGCAUUAGUUUAAGGAACUAAAGGACUCCACAAAGACAACAACCCACCUGGGUUCAAUUUGUAAUUUGUAAUUUUUUUGGGGGGGGGAAACAUGAAACAAAACUUCGGACAUUUGUUUGUUUUGUAACAAGCGCAAGAAGGCGAGGACUGGGCAUUUGAACACGCAUUUCGUUCAUUCGUUUGACUUAAAGAGGGAUAGGGAAGGAGACGCGGACUUAGGCAGCAAUCCUAUUCCUUCUGGAGAGGAAGCCCGCUUCAGCUCGCUUGGACUUACUUCCUAGUAGGCACGCAAAGGAUCGCGCCACAUGUCGCAUCGAAAUGCUUUGCGCCUUAAGCCCAGGGUUGAAAAUUCUGCGCAUGUUUACUCUGAAGGAAGUCGCACUGAGCUCAGUGGGGUUUACUCCCAAGCAAGCGCAGGUCAGCUGGCAGCCCGAAGCGGCUGAGGAUCUAAGUACUUUCAGGAAGACUUGGGUGUGUUUUGUGCAAAAGCGGCUUUCGAAACUACCUUUUCUUUUUCCUUUCCCCUUCCUUUAAAACAGUCCGAGAUUUGUUUACUACUAAUUUUUAUUUAUUCUUUUCGUAAGUAAUGUAAUGCAAUUUAAAAUCACUGCUUGUUUAUGUUUCAUUCUGCAAGGAUUUAAGAUCGGGCUGCGAUGUCCGUCGAUUACGUUUCCUUUUAAACCCUCAGAUUUUUAUUUUCUUCCAGUUUCGCAGCCAAACCUCUUCUGCUCUGCAGCCCUGCCCUCCCCCGCCGGCCUUAGCGUUGCGUUGCUUCUCUUCUCCCCGCCGUCCCGCAUUUCGCACCCCUCCCUCGGUGUGGCACAAUCCAGAUUGAGAGCGGGAGAAAGGACGGGUUCAACGGUCGCUUCCUUCUCACUAAUCCCUUCUUUCCCUCCUUCCCUCUCUCCCAGGGGCCGUUUUGGUGGGCCUGGACUGAGGUGCGGCUUCAUUCUAGGCGUGUGGGGUGGGGGGGAAGAGAAGCGCUUUUUCUCUUAGCUCUUUGGCUUCGCAGUUUCUCUCUCUCCCCCCCACCGCCCCCCACCCAGCCUGGGCUUCUGGUCUGGGCAGCUCCCGCGGGCCAGGCCCCCAAGAGCGCUUCCUUUGGGCGAGUGGGCGGGAGCGGUGCUUUUUGUGGCUGACAACUCCCCCAUCCCCUCCUGUCUCUUCCCAUCCCGGGGUGGGACCCCCUGUCCCCGGCCCUUGCUUCAACAAGGAAGGGGAGACGAACUCGAGAAAGGCCUGGGGGCUGAACUCCGCGCCCGGGCCUCCUCGGCGUCCGGCUCCCUAAUCAGCGCGCCUCUUGUCUGUCUGCUCCCUCCCUCCGCAGCACGCCAUGCCCUCCAUCAGCAGCGAGAGGGCCGCCUUGUGCGCGGGCUGCGGGGGGAAGAUUUCGGACCGCUACUACCUCCUGGCGGUGGACAAGCAAUGGCACAUGCGCUGCCUCAAAUGCUGCGAGUGUAAACUCAACCUGGAGUCGGAGCUCACCUGCUUCAGUAAAGACGGCAGCAUCUACUGCAAGGAGGACUACUACAGGUAAAGCCCCCGGGCGGAGGGGGAGGGCAGGGCAGGCAGGGCAGGCCCGGCCGGGGACCGCUGCGACUUUCAGUCUACCACCACCACAACUAGCCACGAUGGCUACUAGCCACGAAGGCUAAGCGGCGCCUGUGCCUCCACAGCCGUGCCAGUAAAUGCUUUUGAACGCCAGUUACUGGAAAAGGCAGGAGUCCGAACCUGCUUGCGGGUUUUGCAGAAGAGGCAUCUGGUCCGGGACUGUGAGAUUAGGAUGCUGAACUAGACGCCCCACCGGCCUGAUCCAGCAGUCCGCUCUUACUGUGUUCUUAGGUUCACUGCCCCGAAUGUAGCCGGAUUUGGCAAUCUCUCAUUUGGAGAGACGUGUCAUGGCCUGAGCUCAGACCUCCAUUCAAUGGAGAAAGAGGCCCAGCCCCCCUGAAUCUCACAGAAAGUACCCACGGCCUCCUGCCUAAAUAUGGGGAGGAGGAGGAGGCAUGGGGGCGGCGGCUGCCAGGCUAGAGAGUGCUUAGGCCGGGUCGAGGCCCGCUUAAUUCGGGCAUCCUGGAUGGUUGCCGCGAGUAUUGCGUUUCUGUGGUAGAGCACUCCAAUGGGGCCUCAUCCAUAAUAAGUUUGGGCUGGUCAAAAUCUAAGCGGGCAUUCAAGCAAAGCCCUUCACCACUCGCCUCUUCCUUCCGCUCACUGGAUCCCAUGGCUUUGGGGCCUGCCUGACUUUCCAUAGAGAUGCCCCCCUCCAAAAAAGAAAAAAAACCCGUGGAAAAUAACUUGUAGGAAGAGAGGGGAGGGGUGAAGUGUGCGUGACCGCUGGAACUCCCGGGAAGUUUGGGGUUGACGCCGCUUGCUUCAGUUGCUCAAUAGUUUCUCAGCGCACUUUGCGAUUGUAAGCUCCUCGCGAGAAGGGACCUUAUAGUUCUGUCCAUGUGCCCUAUAUAUGUUAAAGAUAGCAGGGACCCUCUCCACCGCGCUCCUGAGCCUCUCUCUUUCUGGACCUCCCUGCAGGAGAUUCUCGGUCCAGCGCUGCGCCCGUUGUCACUUGGGCAUCUCUGCCUCCGAGAUGGUGAUGCGCGCCCGGGAAUCGGUUUACCACUUGAACUGUUUCACCUGCUCGACGUGCGCCAAAAUGUUGACCACGGGCGACCACUUCGGCAUGAAGGACAACCUGGUCUACUGCCGGCUGCACUUCGAGGCGCUGCUCCAGGGCGAGUACCAGCUGCACUUCAGCCACGGCGAGGGCGCCGCCGGCAAAGGCCCAGCUCUGGGCGCCGCCGCCACUCUCGGCCUGCCCUACUACAACGGCGUGGGUACCGUGCAGAAGGGACGGCCGAGGAAGAGGAAGAGCCCCGGGCCCGGCGCUGACUUGGCCGCCUACAACGCAGGUAAAGGGAGCGGGCGGUGGCGGGAGGCUCGACGGGGCGGUCGGAGCUGGGGGUGCUGAGCGGUGCCUUUUUAGAAUGCGCGUGCUUGGAGGGGGGAAAUCGGGGCGCCUUGGAGCCCCUCUGGUUGUGCUAUGGAGGGGGUUGAGUGGGGCGCGCUGCCGGGUGCGUGACUGCUCAGCUUUUGCAGUGGCUGGAUGAAGCCCAGUUGCGCCGUUUUUGCGCCGAACGGGGAAGGGCGUGGGGCAUCCCAACCCGAAACCGGAGGCGCGGAAAAUGGUUCAGGGAAGGGGCGCGACUUCGGAGUAGGGGAAAAAGCAGCUGCGGGGAGCCACUUCGGAUUGGCUGGCAGAGUAAAAGGCAUGAUGCCAAAGGAUGGGCUCAGAAUGUUGGAUUAAUUUUUCUUUUUCUGGGGGGGGGGGUGUUGUAAAGCAGAGGGGGCUGCUUAUGAAACGCUGGUGCUGCAAAACAAGCUUUUCGCGCGCUCUGAGCUGUUUGAACCCGGGACUUUUCUCCGCGCCUGAAAAUCUCUUGUAUCUGGCAGAGCAAAUAUGAGAGGUUGGGGGGGGGGGAGCAGGGUGGAACCUCCUAAAAUGAGUUGCUGGCAUCCCUGGGGGAAAAGGCUUCGCUUCCUUCUUCCUCUACAAACGAGACCCCGAGACCUGCGUUCCUUCAGAGAAUGGUAGUUUCCGCGAAGGCGCUUCCUCCUUUUCCAGCCGCCGCUAAACUUCGAAAUGUUUCUUGAGCUCCUUUUAAGCGACGGGACCAGAAAUAACGCGGAGAGGGGUUGCUGGAGCGGGGAAAGGCUGCGAUCCGAAGUAUUGGUACGCUAAAGCGGUAGCAGGGAGAAUUUAGAAAGCUGUUUCGUUUUGGUUUAAAUUUCCUUAUAUAACGUGAACAAAAAACCCCGAACCUAAUGGAGUUUCUUUCUGAAAAGGCCAUCACACCUACCCAAAAGAAAUGACUUGCAUUAUCACUUUCGUUUUAAAAGAAAAUUCUGAUUUAACAGUUUUCCUCCAUUGUUACUAUUGUUAUUAUAUUUUAUAAAUAUAACAAUAUUAUUAUUCGCCAAAAUAUUGGGAACGCCUCAUCUCCCCAAUGCGCCGAACUUGGUAUUUUUGAACCUAAAUUACCCAGCAAACUGGAGCUUCUUCCGGCGGGUCUCUUGCGGCCUUUGCCUCUCCUUCCCAGCGUGGGGGCGGCGGCGGCGGCGGCGGGACCUGCGGCUCUGGUCCUGGAGACGCGAUGGGCUGUGACAAGUGGAAAGCGGCUUAGAAAGGCGUCCGGGACUUCAAAAACAGCCCCCUCCUAACCCUUUCUCGGCGGCAGCCUCCCCCCUCCCCCAGCUGUUACACGAGGGCGCUUUGUGGUCCCGAGUUCACCCUUCCGUGCAAAAAUAUGUGUUUAAGGGAGAAGGGGGAUAUUUUGUGUGCGUGCAUGUAUGCGAUAUUUAGAUAUUGAUGAAUGAUAGGUAUUUUAUAUUUCUUUAAUAUUAUAAUGUAUCUGUGAUUGAUUUUUAAUGCGUUGCGAGGGGGAACUUUAGGUAACAAGUGAGGAAGAAACCUAAUGCAUAAUAAUAUGUCUUUAUAAGACAGGGGUUUGUUGGAGAGUGGAAGGGGGCUUGUGGACUGGGGGCUCCACCAGGGCAUGGGUGCAUCUGUGGGUACAAAAGCUGCUUCUUCACUGUCCCUACCCAGAUGUGUAAGGCUUUUAAGGAGGGACUCUUAUUAACCCCUCCCUCUGCACAGACCUUGCCAGGUGAGGUACUGAGUUGAGACUGUAAAUUCCACACCCCCAAUUUCAGGUAGCUGAGAAACUUGUAGUGUGGGAAGAGCUUCCUGCCCAAUGUUCUCUCUUCUGGAAUCUAGAUGUGACAAAGUGUGUGUGUGGGGGGGGGGGGCUGUCCAUAUUCAGAGCUGCUGCUCUCCUGCUUUUUCAGGAGGGGCCUCCUCUGCUGCCCAAGCAGGACCAAUUCCCCCCCCACCUUCCAGGGUUUGAGGGGGGGGGUCUGGGAGCUAGGAUCUUCCCACUCUCUAUUUCCCUUCUUAUAGCCAGUGUGUAAGGUUGGCACCACGCCUUUUUAAAAGUGGGGGGACGUGCCUACUCGGAAGCAAGGCCCAUUAAGCCAAAGGGGUCUUCCUUACAAGUCAGGACAUCAAUCCUUGGUCAAGAGGCUACUUUCUUCUCAGUGGGGGUGGGGCUGGGGCUGCAGGAGGAGAAGUCUGCCAGAAAGGAGGGGGGGUGAACCCAAAGGUGCCUCCAAAAUCUCCUACUUGUCCUGGCACGCCCUUGGCCCUUUCCUAUAAUUCAGGCCCAUGGUAGCAACUGAUCAUUUGCAGUUAGGUUCCUUGCUUAAUUACUUAAUUACUGCUUAAUAGUAACAAAAACCUCUAAGCGGUUCACAAGAAACUUUGAGAAUAUCAAUAAAACACUGUUGCAAACAAGUAAUACAUAUAUAUAUAUAUAUAUAUAUAUAUAUAUAUAUAUAUAAAACCAGGAGUAAAUUAAGGAGAGAUUUAAAUGUAUCAGUAUCUGCAUGUCUGGGUAGGCUUGCCUAAACAAAAAUGUUUUAAUCAGGUGUGUCAACACACUAAUCUGGACAUUCUGUGUCCCACUUUCAGUUAUUGGCAGAAAAUGCAAACUGAGUUGGAUAAAAUAUAUGGGUCUGGAGAAAUGGGCACAAGGGUGAAAAUCCCCCAACCUCCCACCCCUUUGAUGCUGACCCUCCCCCUCCCCUCUCUACUGGAGCCAGUGCAUGUGUUGAUGAUGAUGAUGAUGAUGAUGAGUAGUGUGAGAGAGAUGGGUGUACUUCACAAAGGCCACAUCCCCUUCUCUAGUUCAUAUGGUGUGAACUAGAUAUAUGCACAAUGUGAGCAGCAGGUUGGUUGCUGGGCCCCACUCUCACCUUGCUUUGGCUCUCCCCCCACUACCUGCUUGAGAGCAAGAUACCAGUCUUUCUGGGUCUGACCUCUCCAGAUCCAUCUCAACCCAGCGCCUCGACUUCAGCUGCAGAAAAGCUCAGCAGUGGUGCUAUUUAGUCAUUUGGGACUUUGGAUGCAAUUGUCUUCACUUGAAAAAAAUGUGGCUAGCUAGUCAGGCUGCGUUUGAGCCCCCACUUCCCUUGAGGGGGACCAUGAUGAAACCAUUGUAGCUAGAUGGCUCUCUAGGAUGCUUAGCUGAGGGCCCCCGGGGGGUGUUGUUAGGGGAGGACAUAGGAGGUUGAGGUCCAGUCUUUUGCAUUGGGACCCAUAUUCCACGCCUGCUUUAAGCAAUUUUUGAAAGGACUUUGCUUACAGUGACCUGGCAUGCUUUAAAAUGCAAUGCCUAUGAGAUCCCACCAUCCAACCACUCCCUGUUUGCACAUUUAUCUCCCCUCCAUAAACUUGCUAAAUCUUUGGUUAAAGCCACUGCUCUCUUGCUGGUGGCAGUGAGGCUGUGGGACGUUACAUCAUGGUGGAGCCACCUCUGGGUUGCAAAGGGUGGGUACCACAGCCUCUCAGCCAAGGGAGUUGAGCUGGAGCCAAGCUGCAAGAGCUUUCUGUAUAGGGGUGCAUCAGAGGGGCAACAACACCCACACUUUGGGCUUUCCCGCUAAACUAGCGCUGGGGAGCUUGGGGCCAUGUGGGUGGCUGUUGGACCCCAGUGCCCAUUGGCUUUGGGCCAUUCUGCAGCUGAUUGGAGUUUGGAGUCCAGCAGCAGGGCAGGGGUGUAGCUCUGGCAGGGGAGUAGGGAUUGGCAUGGACCUGAACUGGAAGCCAAUCACAUCUAAGCAAUUGGGAGGUGGGGGAAGGCUUGGCUUGUGACAAAUGAGGGCAUGAACAUGAGCAGAGCGCCUAGGCCACACUGCUGAGUAGAGUGGUCACCAGUGGCUGGAGCGGCAAUUGGAGGGACUAUGUGAAGAGCAGGCUGUUCCGCGGAGGCCAAGCCAAGUUCUGCAACUCAGUUUCCCCAAGCGGUUCCAGAUGCUCCUGUCUUGGUAGGGGGUAUGUGUGUGUGUGUGGGGGGGUUGUCUGGGUGUGUUUCCAGGCUCCUACUAAGCCACAGGCAGCCAUAUCUAAAGUUGGGGCAAGGCUUUCCCACAGUCCUUUCUGUUAUGCCUCCCCCCACAACCCAGUUGCCUCUUGCCUUUCAAGACCCACCGCUCCCCAGAACAUUCUUGUCCAGGGGUUGCAAGCAAGCUUUCCAUUGACUGGCCAUAGAAAAGCCUGGGUUCCCAGAGCCUGUGGCAACACUGUUGGAAAAGGAAUGUUAUCUCCACAGAGGAACCCCACUCCCAAACUGGCCAAAGUUCCCCCUCCCCACCCCUUCAUUAUGCAAUGCCACUUUGUGUUGAGAAUGUUUAUCUUAAGCAGCAGAGAUGAGCUGGGAGCAAUCCUGUGAAAGUGGUGUUGCAGGUGUCAUGCUGAUGACUCUGCAGGCUUCCAGAGUGCCCUGCUCAACUUAAUCCAAAGCACAUUGGGCAAAGCUUGUGAGUUGAGGGGGUGCUAUGGGUGCUAACACUGCUCUCUCUCUCUCUCAAUCUAUUUUACUGAAAAAGUUUAAAUCCCUAAAUGACCGUCUUCCUUUUCUGAUCUGCAGUGCCCAUCCACAGCCUGACUUGUUUUUUGUUUUCAGCUCAAACCUUCCAGGUGCAGGAGUGGGUGGGUGGGUGAUGGGUGCCCCUUCCCCUCCCCCCCGGAAAAUCUUAUCUCCUAAACUUGGCUCAGGCUGACUCGUCUUCUCCCUCCCACUUUCCACCAGGCCAAGUGCCCAUCUGGAACUAUACGCUGGGAACAAGAUUAAACUAAGGCCUCAUUAAUUCUUUGUCUUUGCAGGCUGGUGGGGAUGCUUUGGGUAGAAAAGUGACCAGUUCUUGGUCUUUUGGGUUUAUUAUUUUUUUAGGGGGGAGGGGAAGCAAAGGGUGCGUGGGGAGCACAGCUGGGUAUUGUGUUCUUCAAGGGUGCAAGCAGGUCAGGAACACUGACUCUUUAGUGGGUAGAGCAGUCAGCUGUGGUGGGGAUUUGUGCAGAAGACCUCUGCUUCCACUUGCCCGCUCUCUGGCCCAAGUCUUGCCAUUCUGAAUGGAGGUCUCCUGAGGACCUGCUGAUUUGAGAUGGUCUGUGACUGUGUGUGCUUAUUCUCCCUCCGUGAUGGCUUGUGUUUUGUUGGCAAUUAAACACAGAGUGAACAAUUGAUUGAAUGGAUUCUGAGAGGAUGCAGCAGUCCAUGGAUGUGUCACCUUUGCAGACUUUGACGGAAGGAGCUGGUUUAAAAUGGGUCUUUUCUGCUAGCAUUUAAUGUCCACUGAAGGGGGGGGGGAGUCACCUCUGCCCCCAGUCCUGGGGAGUCCUGGGUCUCUACACAGAAGGAGACCUCUAUCCAGCCUUGUUUGAGUUGCCAGGUCAAUCUAUCCAAUCUCUUGUGUUUUGCUGUCCUUCCCAUCUUGCUACCAAGUCCCUUCUUGCCAAGAAUAUGCAACCCCUCUUGGGCUUUAUGUGGAAUUUGAUUCCUUCUUUUGCUUCUCCCAGGGAAGGCUAGCUCAGUGGCCCCCAAACUUGGGGGAGGGCACUCCCCUUGAUUCUAUAAACUCGUCUCCAGUGCCCCCUAUGCCACCCUAGAAAAAGCACGUCUUGCUAUGGAAGACAAUAGCAUUGCAAAAUUCAAGGCUGUCACAAUUAAUUGCAUGUUUAUUCAAAAUCUAAUUAAAAUUAUUUUGUUUAAUUAAUUCAACAAAACUGAUGAACUUGAGCCAGUGAUACCAACUUCUCAAAGUCUGAUAGUUAUCCAGUGUCUCCCACCUGCCACCCCCCUGCAGAUUAGCACCCCCAGGUAAUCCCACUAUCCCCUAGGGGGCACUUUCACCCACUUUGGGAACCACUGGGCUAGCUGCUCAUGUGUGUGGCUGACAGUACCACCCCCUAGGAAUGUUGGUGACCAUUGUGUGAUACUCCACAAACUCAACAUAAUGGCUGGAGAAGCACUGCAGACACUGGGAUGCAGACUUCAGCUGUGGCUCCAGGCUGCCUCCCCCACACUCAUACAGCUGCCCACACUGUACAACAUGGUUGUCAUCCUAGUAGGGAGCCCUUUGGAGGUGGCAGCAAGGAGAGCUCAGUGACAAUGAUUUUGUGGGAGGGGGGAAAGACCCCACCCCAGGAUUUUCCAGUCUAGGUUCUUGUUCAUUUAUAUGCCUUCUCCCCUUCAGCAAAGUGGUUCUCCAGCCCCACUGUUGUCUGGACAAUCAUACUGCCCCAAUGGAAGGAGGAAUGUUUCCUUUCGUAGGUGGAAGAAAUUGCAAUAUUUAUUGUGAACUCAUAAGCAUCUUGCUUGCUUGCCCAUUUCCUUCACAGAAGGCAAGAUCAACUGCGUCCCUCUUGCUUCCCACAUCCCAGGCUGCUUGCUUGAGCAAUGUCAGGUGAAAGGGAAAUUAAGCUUUCUGUUACAGGGAACUAAUGAUCAGCCAUGUGACACUGAGGGGAGCCUCUUUUGUGGAAAAGGCUCCUAGCCUCAGGAAAAGACGUUUGGAAUCCAUUUCAGUUCGCUGUGGUGAAGAUCCUUAGUCAUUCUGAUACACAUCUCCCCUAUUUUUUAUUUGUUUUAAUCCAAAAUUCAGUCUUAUAUAUACAGUACUUUUAUGCAGAGGUUUAAAAUGCAUUUUAUUUGUCUCCCCCCUGCCCCCGUGGACUAACUCAGCAAAUUCUGUUUUGUUCAUGUAAUCACCUCCUUUUUGUCUGCUGUGGAAUAAGCAAGGCAAUCCCUCUUAUGACUAAUCCUAAGCAUUUUUAAAGGUCCAACAGGGUACUGGAUGCAAUACACCACAUGCAAGAUGUUUGCAAGUAGCUUCUAGUCUUUUACAUCAGGCAGACAAGGCUGGGAUUUUGCUGCGGUAUGUUUAGGUGGUGUGGGCAGCUCAAGGACAUGCCCUGGCCCCCACCCCAACAGCUGCAUUCCAUGGUCACAAUAUUGCUUGCAGUGUUGAAGAGAGAACUCUGGAGUGCCGCUUUUAGAGCAUUCCCCCACACUGUCUUCAGGAACAUUGCACAGAAUUUGCAACUGCGCAGACAUUGCAUUGAAGUUUGCCUCAUGGGUCAUGCACAAUUUCAUCGCCUCCCGCAAGAAUACCUAUGUGCCAGUGCAGAUCUUGUUAUGUAUAUUGAGGGGAACAAAACAAAACCAGGUUUUAAUUUGCAGACUUUUGAACUAUGCAGGGUUAUUGAUCAAGCAGGCUAAGGAUCCUGUGUGAUUCUAAACUUUGCUAGCAAAGCCAAAUUUCCUUCCAUCUCCCGUCAUUUGUAUGGUUUCUUUUCUGAGACCAGAUAUGCCAAGCAGUAUGGGGACAUGCCUUCCUGCGCCUUCUGGGGUUGAGAGCUGGGAAUGGAACCUCAGGGUUUGGGGAGAGCGUACCUUUUCAGUGGGCAAAAUAGGGAGAGGUGGCUAUCUUGCUUUCCCAGAGGGUAGUUGAGGGUUACAUCUGGGGACUAAGAGCCAUGACAGCAGAUUCUGCGGUUUGAUCUGGCGUUGUGUAUAGGUGUUUACGCUAAUCUUUAAAUCCCCAGAUGACUUAUUCCCCAAAUAUAUGAGAGGCCACCUCCUUUCCUACAGAUUCCCUUGGGAAUUAAGAUGCGCAGAGAGGGCUCUCCUGGCAGUUCCACUGCCCUCAGAAGCUCCAGGGGGCUGGUGCCCAGGAGAGGGUCUUCUCUGCGGCAGGUCCUAAGUUGCAGAACCCCCUCCCCACAGAAGGUGUCUGGCACAUUCACUGUAGAGUCUUGUUUUGUUUUGUUUCUGGAAUGUUGAAGCCUCAUCUCUUCACUUUGUCAUUUGACAUCUGAGGGGUCCGUGCGCGUGUUUGGGAUCCACCCUGCUCCUGGCACUGUGAUCUUUUUAAACUGUUCUUAAUUCUAAAUUGUUGUAAGCCAAUUUGGGACAUGCUUGUGCAGGACGAGUAAUCAAUUUAAUAUUUGUUGUUGUUGUUUUGUUGUUGUUGAUGAUGAUAUGUUAUUUCUUUUGUCCUUCAUAACUACAUUAUCAAAUGAUGUUUUUCCAUAGGAGUCCAUGAGAAGAGGGCGGCUGCCAGUCAUGUACCUUUGCUUUAAUAUAUUUGGGGAAUGGAAGCCAAGCGUCAGAAAAGUUGCCCUUCAUUUUCUGAUAGGAUGUGUUCUUUCUUAUGGGGGGGGGGGAGUUAUCCAGUGGGCCUUUGCCUGCAGCAGUAGACACCAACCACUGAAACCCUCCCCAGACUGGCCAUUCCUUGCAAACCAGCUGUUCUGCAUGCAUUCCAACGCCUUUCCAUAUCAUUAAUGAGCAUUAGGCCACUUAAGGCAGAGCAUGCAUGACUGAGAUUACUGCAGAUCUGUUGCAGCGUUUAACUUUCUGGGAAUCCUGGUGUAAUCAGUAGAUUUUAAGCAGGAUAAAUAAUUUGCAUUUGAUAUAAGGUUGUGUGUUGGUUUGGACCCUUGUUGGAAGUACACAGGAUCUGUGAUGAUGGACAAUUUCAAAAGCAGAUGCGUUUUGACAGCUGGAUCAAUAAUUCACAUUCUAAUGCUCUCAGGAUAGAUAUUUAUCUGAUGCACCCGCCUUUUUUCUUAGUCAUUUCAUAGAGUGGAUAAAGAAUUGUCAAGGGAGAGCAUAAAAUGAAGCUUCCUGAGAACCCCUCUUAUUUCAACAUACCUGAAAAAGCUAGUUUAUGGGAAAUUGAUAAGCACUGAUAAUACAUGUUAAUGACAGAAUAUCCAAACAACCAGAUGCACUGCUAAAUUUUCUCUGAGUGUUUGCUAUUUUUAAAUAGGAACUUUUUGUGCUUCGUUCUUGGAAGGUGUAGAUGCAUUUUUUAUGUAAAAAACAAAAACAAAAACACCUUUAAUAUGCAUGCAUAUUAUGCUUGCUGUGCAAAUUGUAGCUCCAUUUGUUAAUUAUUGUAAAGUUCCUUUGCCUCUUUGUGGAAGCUUCAUUAGUGAAUUUUUGUAGCCAUAAGAGGGAGUCUUGAUCUAAAUUGUUUCUAGUAAACACAUGGGGAGGGGGGAGGGGAGAGGAAACAACAGAUUCCUUCAAGGGAGUUUGAUUUAUUUUUUUUAAUGGAGUGCAAAUGUGGAUAGUUACUUGCAGCUUCUGUUUGGUCUUUGGUAUAAGUCAAACCUCCUUGGAAUUCUUCCCUGCCCGCUCACCCCCAACUUUAUAUCAAAUUAUAUCUGGAAUUUGCUGUCAGGUGUACACAGCCUCUCUCCAUCUACCCUCCCCUCUUUAAACGGUGUUUUAUUUAAGGGUCUCUUUUGUGCUCUGUGAGCUGAGUUUGGUGGGAAGAAUACCGAGGGCCUGAAUGUGUUUUUCCCGCCCCCUCUUGAAGGUUAAGUGGACGUGGCGGGCUGUGGGUCUGCAGCUGCACAAUGCAGAGUGACAGUGCUUUAAAACAUUUUUUUGCAAAGUUGUUCUCAUGCUGUCUGGAAAUGCGGAGAGGAAGGGGGGGGACAGAGAUGCCUUUUCUGCUUUUGCAGAUGAGAAAAGAGAGAGCCACCUGUCACUGCAAAAGUGCAGGUGAGGGUUCUUGUAGCCCUAUAAGUGUAUGGAGAAGAAAGAGAGGAGGGACUGAAAGGGCUUGAUAAUACUUGCCCUGGCCUUGCUUCUUCAGUAGCUAUGAUGACUCGCUCUCCUCCCCCCCCUACCCCGUCCUUGUUUCCUCCCAGCUUUGAGCUGCAAUGAGAAUGACGGGGACCACCUGGACCGAGACCAGCAAUACCCCAGCAACCAGAAAACGAAGCGCAUGAGGACAUCGUUCAAACACCACCAAUUGCGGACAAUGAAGUCUUAUUUUGCUAUUAACCACAAUCCAGAUGCCAAGGACUUGAAACAGCUUGCUCAGAAAACAGGCUUGACCAAGAGGGUUCUCCAGGUAAGAGAGGAUGUGGGGUCUUCUGUGUCAUCUCGAGGUGCAUAGGAGGUUCGAAUCUGCUAUGGUGCAAGUUUGGUAACUUCUCUUCAAAACCUCUGAAGGGUUUGCAGAAAUUGUGCAGUCCGGCUAAGAUUCCUGGCAUCAUCCGUUCCUUAAGCACAGGCAGGUUGAACAAGCCAUUUUGAUAUACUCCUAUAUAUGGGGAGUGAGCUCCCAUUCAUGGGUUUAUGGGUAUGGGCUCCCAAAGUGAAGCCCCUGUGACUCACAACAAUUCUGUGCCCUUGUGAAUGCCUUUUGUUGUAGCUGAGAGAUUAAAGAUGUGUCCUGUGUUUGCCUGAUGCGUGAACUGCGGUGCUUUUGGAGUCUUGCAAGAGGUAGAAGCCACAGCUGAGAAAAUAAUACUUUGUAGGUUCUGGCAAUACUAACCCCUGUGUGUGCUCUGUGCUGAUGCUUGUCUGCCUACUGCCAUUGUGAUGCUUGCUUUUCCAAAACGUAGCUGUGGUGCACCAUUAGGAGAAUGUUCCCAAGGCAAACUGGGUUGUGCCUGCACUGUCUUGCACUUGGGGGGGGGGGGGUCGACAGCAAUGCCUCAGAGGAGAAAGGAUAUUUAGUUAGGGCACUGCCGGCUUAUUUGCAGGAUCCUUUGGCACUGCCUCUUUGAGGCUGCAGCUUCUGGCUUUUGCCAGCUGACCCCAUCAUUUCAAAAAUGCUGUCAACCGCCUGCCCCCAAUGAUCUCAGUCUUCCCUGAUGCAUCAGCAGAAAUGUGUGCUGCAUGUAUGGUGCACUUACAUGCAAGAUUUGGAAAGGCAGGACUUUCCAUAUUGUUGGCCUCAGUGCAUGUAAUCUGGUGUCCUGCCGAUGUUUUGGGUGACAGCUGCCAUCAAAGCAAUAGAGGCAGCUGCUUUAUACUGAGUUAAGUCACUGGUCCAUCUAUCUCAGUAUUGAGAUACCUACACUGACUGGUAGCAGCUCUACCAGGGCUUCAGGCAGCAUCCUUUCCCCACUUUCCCCUUGAGAUGCCAGGAAUUUAACUUGGGAUGCCCUACCCAGUGAGCCAUGGUCCUUCACAUCAGUCUCAGCCAUCAUGGCCAAUGGGCAGGAGUCAUGGGACCUGUAGUCUACGAAUGGGUAGAGGGCACCAGAGUGGCAGAAGCUGGCCUAGACUCAGUGAUGUUGAGGAGGGUCAGCACAUCGGAUCCAGCCAUGGGGGCAGGAAUAAUGAUGACAUUUGCCAAAGCAGCUGAUGGAUUACAUCCUCCUUGAACAGGCAAGUAGGUGAAGUGAUAAUGAGGCUUUCAAGUUUUGCUAUUGCUUGUGAUAUAUUAGCGUAGAGGAAGUCAUGAUAAAACCAACUUAGUAUUAUAUGAUGCUCAUCCAAUCUCAAUAAAUUGAGCCUUAUGUAUUGUGCUACCGUUGCUUGGUGACCAGUAACCCUACUUGGAGGUGUGGCUGUGAGGACUGUCCUGAUGAGCUCUUGCACCUCAGAAAAUAACCACUAACUCACUGCAUGAGUUGAAUUGCUCCCGCCUCUCAUACAGAAAAAGCACAAACUGAUUUGGCCUUCUUGUGUGUUGCUUCUGCCGAACAUGAGUGGGAAACUUUGUGUUUAUGUCUAAUAUUUUGUUUACCAGCUUGCUGUUAGGCUCAAAGUUGAUCAGGAUCCUUUCCUGUGUCUCUCUGGGUGGUUUGCUGUAGAUCAGCAAGGCGUUUCCAAUUCCCAAUGGUCUAACUAUGGCAAUAGAGACUGCCUGCUCAUGAGGCGAAGUGAGGCAACCGCCCUGGACAGCCGGACCCAGAGGAGCGGCUGAUCUGACCUCUGAGGAUCACAAUGCCCACUGUUGCUGCCAUGGUAGCAGCGACAACAUAUGCCAAAUCUGCCCCCUCCACAGCAGCAAAUAGGAUGUGAUGCUGGUCUUCUCCCACCCCUGGAGAGGAAGUGGCAAGGGCUGCCCUCUGGGGUCUCCUGGGGUCUUUGCCCACCUGGUGUGAUUCAGAUCAGGCCCCUUUCCCACUGUGACGGCCCUUGACUCCCAGUUCAGACUGCUGGGUAAGGCUGCUUUGAUCCUUGCUGCCCUGUUCCCAACACAGAUCUUCACUCACUCCUUCUUCCUGGAUGAGAGGGGGCAUUUUGUGGUUUGCCUCAGGCACCGAAAUGUCUUAGGCCUGUAUAGCAACAACCAAUAAACUUACCUUCUCUAUAAAUUAGACUUAGGCCUGUAUAGCAACAACCAAUAAACUUACCUUCUCUAUAAAUUAGACUGCUGGGUUGAAAACUGGGAGUGGAUUGUUGUGUGAAAGGACCCGUGGAAUUGGUUUUGUUACUGAUUGCGAAUUCCUGGACUGACCAUGUGUACGCACAGAGACAACCUGCUCCUCAAUUCCUUGCGUAGGUCCACCCAGCUGAAGAACUCUUAUUCCUCUGGCUGCAGUUGGUCGGUAGCAGCAGAGUUUCAGUGUAAAACAAAACAAACAAAACAAAACAAGAUUGGACAAGCCUGAAGCCCUCUCACCCCUGUUGUAGUGGGUGCUGAGCUACUGCUAAUCUAGCUCUCUGUUUUCAGAGUCAACCAGUGGUGCUAUUUUACUCUACAGAAGGUUAAAGUUUCAAGACUUCCUGGGGAGGUGAAAUUUUGAAGAUUUUUAUGUAGAAGUUGAGUGGCCACCUGUCACGGAUGCUUUAGUUGAGAUGCCUGCAUUGCAGGGGGUUGGACCAGAUGACCCCCAGGGUCCUUUCUAACCCUACAAUCCCUUCCCCAACACCAUCACCUGACGCUGUGAUCUAAACCACUGAGCCUCUUGAGCAGGUUGGCGGUUCGAAUCCCCGCGACGGGGUGAGCUCCUGUUGCUCUGCCCCAGCUCCUGCCAAACUAGCAGUUCGAAAACACACCAGUGCAAGUAGAUAAAUAGGUACCGCUGAGGCGGGAAGGUAAACAGUGUUUCCAUGUGCUCUGGUACUUGUUACAGUGUCCUGUUGUGCCAGAAGCAGUUUAGUCCUGCUGGCCACAUGACCCGGAAAGCUGUCUGAGGACAAACGCCAGCUCCCUUGACCUGAAAGCGAGAUGAGCACCGCAACCCCAUAGACUGGACUUAACCUUUACCUCUCUCUCUACACACACACACACACACACACAUACACAGAAGCAAUGUGUAAAUUUUAUUAGAUUUCCUCUGAAAAGGGCAAAUCUGAAUUAAAUUGGGUAGAAAUGCAGGAUGUUUGCAUGUUUCUGGACACUGCAAAAGCCUUGCAGGCAUUAGCCGCACCAAUUUCAUAGCGAACACCUGCCUGGAAGCACUCAAAAGGGAUAGCGAGGUAAUAGAGGAUGGGACCCUGAACACCACCUGCUCAUUUAUGAAAUAAAAUAUCACACUUCCAGAAACAGAUUCUGCUUAGUCAACCUGCUUUGGUGCAUCAGUUUUCCAGAUGAAUUGUGACUGCCUUAUCCUGGAGUCCAAAGUCUGAAUUUGCUGCCUGGGUGGAUGUCCAGGGCACCCCACUCUUGCAGGAAUGAGCAGAGGGUGUAAAUGCAGCAAGGCUGGCUGACUGCAUUUCGAAGUAAGUGAAGUCGUAUGCAUCGGAAAAGGAGGACUAGUAAGACCACUAAUUCCGAAGUCUAAAAUUAAUUAACUGGCUUGUCAUCCUGAGCAAGCACAAGGUGCCUGGAGGAACACAGGAAACUGCCACAGGACCCAAACUCUCGGGGUGGAGAUCCCUUUGCCGCCCUGCCCCCCAUAAAAUACUUAAGCCCCCCGACGCAGUUGAUGGGCAUUGCCAUUCAGAUGGGGUGUGUGUGUUGUGCCGUGUGAUUGAUUGUCUGGGGGCAGGGCUUACCUGCCUCCCCAAUAUUUUAUUCAGGUUGGCACCCCUGGAAGCUGCCUUGCACCAAGUGAGGCCUGCUGAUGUAAUGAGCUCAGGGUACCACACAGUCUCUCCUUGCCAGGCGAUGAACCUGGGACCUUCUGCGGGCCAGCUGAGCUCUUCUGCCGCUGAGCUGCAUCCCUUCUGCAGGCAGAAAAGUGAACAGAAGUCACUGUGGCAGAUGUGCAGGCUAUGUUUUAAUGGCAACCAUCCACAAGAGUAGAUGAAUUUAGGAAUUUUGUGCUAAGGAGAUCAGUUAAUAAGUAAGAGGAAUUUAGACAUGGAGAGGCACGGCUUGCAGGGAGGUUGAGCUGAAAAAAUGUAAGAGCAUUGCAAUACCAUAUACAGCUCUAUAAUGGGCGGAAUUCAGUUUCCAUCAUUUACCAAACCCUCCCCAAGUUGUCAAACAGGGAUGGUACAAAGAAAGGCAAGCGUGCACCUGAAAAUUAUGGAUACUUUGCCUAUGGGACUGUUCUAAUCUUCUACCAACUAGCUAUUCAGAGGCUCAGCCUCCAGGAAUUUAGGUAACUAUUUUAAAAGCCAUUCAUGUUAGUGGUUAUCCUGUGGCGAUGAGUUCCACAAGUCAGUUUUGUAUGAGAUGUGAGGAGUAGAUUUGGACCCAACUUGUAUGUGUGCAUCUGGCUUUGGUGUGGGGGGGGGGGCAAGAGUAAGGAAAGUCACCUGUGUAGAACAGGAAAUCCUGUCUCUUGGGUUUGGAGACUCUCUCUGUCCUAUUCCCACCAGUUUGCCUACUGGAUGAUCCCAUCUCUGCACUGAAGCCAGCUCUGGCAUUGGGGCAGCCUAACUGCCUCCUGCCCCCUAGGCCUAAUUUGCCAUCACAUGAGGCCCUUUUGCAAAGGGAUUGUGGUGCUUAGGCUGCAUUAUAUUUAGAAAAAUUAUAAACUGGAAAAACCCUAAAUAUCUCCAAGCAGUGUACAAGUCCAAAUGUAUAUAAAAUGUGACUGACUCCCCACGAACCAAUUAAAAACGAAUUACAUAAAGUAUCAUUAAAAAUAAAGGUAAAAUCAAUAAAGCAAACAUUAGCUAUGUCCUCGCUUUUGACACCACCUUGACGGGCACCUGCCAGAGAGGCUGGUCUUAACCUUUGCCCUCCAGAAUUCUCCCUCUCCUUUUCUCUACCGUCUGUGAUGAUGGCUGUCACUGUGUGCUGGAAAGCUCUGCUGGGAGUGCUGGAAACAGUUCAGUCUGCAAGCCCUUUCCAAGGGACAUGGUGGUUUAGGUUGCAUCAUCUUAGUUUUAUUUAUUCGUUUAGAAAAUUUAUAAAACUGCAUGCUCGAAAGUAAAUAAGUAAAUCUCCAAGCAGUGUGCAAGCCCAGGUGUAUACACAGCCUGCACUGGGGACUCUGCCAUCUAUAUUGCCUCGCUGUCUUCCAUAGUGUUGAUGUUGCCAGGUAUGGGAAGCAGGUUCUGGGGUGUUGAGUUCAAGUGACCCAUCACCACAAAAGAAUUAAGUCCUGCUAGAAGUUUCCUUUUGGCUGAUAUGCAAAAAUAUGCGACCACCUCACUUGCUUAUGGUUGAUAUCACUUACGUAGAGGGUUUUUUUUUGGGGGGGGGAUGAUGUGUUUUAUUUGUUUUCUAGAAUUUGAGGUGUGCAAGUUAAAAAGGAAUUCCUGCUUCUGAUGAUUUACUGCUUCCUGUAAUCCUUCCUGUAUUCCUGGAGAGCAGCUGCUGCCAGUCUGUGUUGGGAAUACUGGUUUAUCAGUGUUUUGGACUCCACUAUUUCUGUGCCCCCCAGCCAGUUUUCUGCACCAGCCUGGGUGUGUAUAAAGAAGUAGAGGCAGCCAAGUUCCUGAACACGUGCAGAGUGCCUUUGUUUCAUGAGUGAGCCCAGUAGACCCACUGGAGGAGGUCAGGGACCUCCUGAUCCACAGACUUGUGUGUUUUUAGAAGCAGCUGCUGAAUUCUCUCUCCUGAGGGUGCGACCAUGGAAGAGAGAAAGACAGGAUACAGAUAACAUGCUGAUAUGUUUAGAUUAAGCUUGUAAAGUUGAUACAGAUAACAAAUUAAUAGUUAAAUAACAAUAAUAAAGAUGAGAGUUACAAAUUGCAAUAUACAUAAGGAUAUAAGAAAUGACGAACAUGGGUGGAGGGAAGUCACGCAGGUGUAAUAUUUAUGUUUGUAUUUGUGUAGUGCAUUUGUAUUGUCGAUAUUUGAAUGGUUGUAUUUGUAAUGUUGUGUGUGCAUUAUUAAUAAAAAAAUAAAAUUAAAAAAGGAAGAAAGACAGGAAAGGGCAGCAUUUUGCCCAGUGGGAUAAAAACUGGGUUGGCUUCAGCCAGGCCAGGCCAGUAGCACAGUGGAGCAGGGACAUGACAGAGCACCUUAUUUAUUCCACAGCAGGGGUGUGCAUUUGCCAAUGCUUGCAUGCCAAGUAAGAGAGAGAGAAAUCCACCCAACUAACUGUGUGGAAAGAGAGGUGGGUUGCAUAUAUUAGCAAGGGUUAAAGCAAGCAAAUAAAAGUGGCAAAGUCCUUUCAACAGGGACCAACCAGAAUGCCCACAAUAUGGCGAGCAAGGUUCUGAGUCCAACAAAAUUCUUCAUCAGGUUAGAUGCUAAGCAAAGUGCUGUGUGUGUGUGUGUGAGAGAGAGAGAGAGAGAUUGAAUAACUUCUGCACUUAGAAGGGGCAUUAUCACUACGGCAUAGGCUUUCGUGGGCUAGUGGCCUGCUCCUCAGAUGCAUGCAGUGCCAUUUUCACCUGUUAGAGGCAUAUACUCAUAGGGAUGUUAGAAACAGAAAACAUUAGCUGUGAGGUGAGGGGGAAAUGAAAUGCAAAAAAACCGAUAACUGGGUUAAACUGAAAACAUAUGUAAAAUAGUUACCGUGGCCAUUCAUGAAGUGGCACUGACGAUAACGCAAAUAUUGGUUGAUUGACUCCCCUCCUGCAGUAGGGUUAAAUCCUGUACUUUCUGGUGAGUUUUCCACUGGGAGUUUCUGUGGGAAGUUCCUUUGCUCAGAAAUGACUUCAUAAAGAUCCUGUGUGGUUGACACAUCCUGCUGGUUUCUGGGUAUUACCCUCUCUGGUAUCAGAUGUGUCUCCAUUUAUUCUUUGGUGUGGAGAGUGUGACCAGAUUGUCCUGUGUGGAAUUUGGAAGGGAACUUCUGGCAGAUGGUGGCGCAAAGUGCCUGGAAGAUCCUGAUACGUAGAGAAAAAGAAAGAUGCAAACAUAACAAAUCCAUACACUUGAAUUCAUUUACACUGACAUUUUAGGGGAUCAGGGGUGUGUGUGUUGCAAUCGAUUCUGUAGCACUGGGUACAGAAAGUAUAUUUACAGUUGUCUAUUAAUGUAUACACUGCACAGUAUUCAGAACUUGAAUUGCCUUGGCAUAGAAUUAUGUUUUGUACGUAAAGGAAACUCAGUCAUGGUUUAGGGCAGUGGUUUAAUGGGAAGACUCAUAAACCCUUGUCCAAACCAGUCAGGGUGAAUAUGCAUUGUUUUAUAACCACUUCACUAAAAAAUUGAAAAGAUGCUCAACAAAGACCAGGCAUAGUCCGACUUCCACAGAAAUUUUGUUCAAGCCAACCAGGAUGAAAGCUCAAUAAACAGGUCAUCUGGAUGAACCAGACAAAUGGAUCAAAGUGUUCUGAAAUCCGUUCUACAAAUCUUAGCAUUAAAAACAACAACAAUUGCCACUUUCAUGCUGCGUGGGAGACAUGAAACUGACUUAGACUGAUUGAGACUCCUAGUUCAUCUUGGCUCUGACUGGCAGCAGCUGCCUCCACCAUACCUCCUGCUGCUUAGAUGCUUUCUGUUUGGAGGUACCAGGGAAUCAACCUGGCGCCUUCUGAAUGCAAAGCAGAUCCUCUGCUGCUGAGCCAUGGCCCUGUGAAGACCCCAUUCCAGCAAGAAGCAUCUAAUGAUUGCAUUAAAGCGGUUUCUCUACUGCCUUUCCACUUCCUGCAGAAGUGCUCAAGGGGACUGACACACUGGAGCCUAACGACAGUCAGACCAUGAUGAAACAAUUAACUAAAAGGCAACAAGCAGUUCCCCGAGAAGCCGCAAAACAUGUGAAGGACCCAAGCUUUAUUUUAUUUUUAAAUUGCAUUUUCAUCCCACCUCCCCCCGCAAAGCUCACAUUGUCUUACAAUGGUUCUCCUCCCCUCCCCCUUAUCAUGUAAUCACCAAAACAACUGUGUGGCAGGUUAGGGUGAGGGACAGUAACUGGCCCAAGGUCACCCAAAGUGAGCUUCAUGGCUGAGUUGGGGGGGGAUUUGAACCCUGAGCUCCCAGGUCCUAGGUAAAGGUGAAGGGAUCCCUGACCAUUAGGUCCAGUCGUGGCCGACUCUGGGGUUGCGGCGCUCAUCUUGCUUUACUGGCUGAGGGAGCUGGCGUACAACUUCCGGGUCAUGUGGCCAGCAUGACUAAGCCGCUUCUGGCAAACCAGAGCAGCACACGGAAACGCCGUUUACCUUCCCGCUGGAGCGGUACCUAUUUAUCUACUUGCACUUUGACGUGCUUUCGAACUGCUAGGUUGGCAGGAGCAGGGAUCGAGCAACGGGAGCUCAGCCCGUCGCGGGGAUUCGAACCGCUGACCUUCUGAUUGGCAGUCCUAGGCUUUGUGGUUUAACCCACAGCACCACCCGUGUCCCUCCUAGGUCCUAGUCCAGCACUAUAACCACUGGCUCUCAAGAAAAGUGGCAACAGUGAGGUAUCUAACACUAGGCAUGGAAUUCUUUGUUUACUUAACGGAGGCAGGGGUUGUUGUUGAAGGGUAAUACUGGGAGGCAACAAUUUUGGGGUCUUGAUGGUGCAAACCUCUCAUUGAUAGCCUAGGAAGCACACCCCCCCCCGGGUCCAUGCUGGACAGCAAACCAAAGGGUAUUUGCCCAGCCCUGCCUGCAGAUGACAGGGAUCUAACCUGCGGCCUCCUGUGUUCAAGGCAGCAGCUCAGGGCUACAAGGUUGAUCAGGGUUGAGAGAGUCUUCUGUGGGGAGACUGCUGGCCUUCAGCCUUUCCAGACUAUGAGAGAGACCCAGGUAAUACAGCAGCCAGCCUUGGGGUGAAAGGCCUCUGUGGUUAUUUUAAAUAAGAACGUACAAAUCUUUGAAAAUAUUCACAUCUGGCAGGUUUGCAAAUGAUGAAGAGUUUGCUUUGUGCUUUUUGCUUGGGAUCAAUUGGGUCUUGGAGCAUGUUGACAAUGGCUAUCAGAGGCAGGUCGUAAUUGUUUUGGGAUUUUUCAGCAGGAAAGCCUGGGAACGUUUUGGCUAGAGGCUCCAUGGCUGCUUCGGCCCUUAAGGGGGGCUGGGCUCUGAUUGGUCCAUUUUGGAGGCAUGCGGGUCUCCCUGACAAACAAGGCAAUAAAGCCGCCAGUAAUCAGAUGUCCUUGCAAUAUCUUAAGUAGAGCCGGCUGCAUCUGGGCAGAGCCCUAUCCAGUCCUACAUUGUGUUCUCACAGUGACCAAAGAGGCGCCUCUGGGAAACCGAAAGGAGGACCUGAGAGCAAGGUCACUCUUCCUCUCCUGUGCCAGUUUCCAGCAGCUGGUAUUCAGAAGCACGGCUGCUUCCGGCUGCGGAGGCAGAGCAGAGCCACCAUGGCCAAAAGCCCUUGAUAGCAAGUCCAUUGUGCACCUAGGGUCACCUUUAGCAAAAAGGACACGGCAGCACAGUCAUCCCUCAGGCUGAAGUAGCUUCAGGUUGAGAGCUUUCGGGUUGCGCGCUGCGGCAACCCAGAAGUAACGGAAUGUGUUACUUCCGGGUUUCACCGCUCGUGCAUGCCCAGACGGUCAAAAUGGCGUCAUGCGCAUGUGCGGAAGCGGUGAAUCGCGACCCGCGCACGUGCAGAUGCACAGUCGUGGGUUGCAUUUGCUUCAGGAUGCGAACGGGGCUCCGGAACGGAUACCGUUCACAUCCUGAGGUACCACUGUAUAGAGCUGAACAUGAAGGAGGAAAGGAUAACCGGAAGGAUCAGGAAUUGGAACGCCUUCCUUGCGUGGAGAGGCUCAGCACCAGAUCACAGAAUUGUCAAGUGGGAAGGAAUCCCCAAGAGACAUUUAACCCCAACACGCAGGAAUCACAGAUAAAUAAUCCCUCACAGGGUAGCCAUCCAAUCUCUGCUUUAAAAUCUCCAGUGCAAGAGAGUCCUCCACCUUUGGGAAACUGUUUAGUUUAGAGGGGGGAGGCAAUUAAAGGGGAAGCGUAUUUGAACUGUAAGGUUAUGCUUCGCUUCCUCUCUCAAAGGAACAUAAGAAGAACUCCGGUUGGGUCAACAGAAGGUCUGUCUAGUCCAGCAUCCUGUUCUCUCACUGGACCACCAGACAGGGCCGGCCCACCCCACCCAUGAAGCAUGGUCCACAGGGGCAGCAGAACUGUCCUCUAAGGCAGGCACGUCCAGCUCCCAAGAGACUGUGAUCUACUCCCAGUAUUAAAAAACUGGCAGUGAUCUACCCAUUGGAGGGAGGAGGAGCGUGCGUGGGGUGGGUGGAUUGCCCAGAGUUGUUGAGCUUUCCCCCCAUAACUUUUUCUACACGAUAAGGAUCCCACGAUCUACCAGGAUCAGCUGGGGAUCUACUGGUAGAUUGCAAUCUACUGGUUGGACAUCCCUGCUCUAAGGGAGACAUCCUUGUGUGUCAUGCUGCUGUUAAGGCCAGGAGCAGCACCAGGCAACAAAGUUAAGCCUAAAAAUUACAAGAUUUGGGGCAAACAUUUCACCAAAUGUCUUUAUGUAGUUCAUUGAGAAAAUUAAUGUAAAUAAACAAAUUGUCCCCGCAAACAACAGAGCCUUUGAUUCCAAGCGUCAUAAGAAUGUCCUGUUAUUGCUCAGCAGAUAAGUGCAGCAAAGAAGUAAGAAUUUAAAUGCAAAUCAUACUGCAAAACAAAAUAUACUAAAUCUCCCCCCCCAAAAAGUUUAUUUCAAGAUGUUAUUUAUUCACUUUUUUAUUAGCUUCUUCUAUAUCCUACUUUAUUCCGUCAUGGAACCCAAGGCAGUGUACAGGUGUGGCUUCCAGGUGACCACCCAACCCAGGCACUGACCACCUCUGGACCUUCUCAGCUUUAGCAAGGUGAUGGUUUUAGGUAGCUUCAGACCAUCACCUGGGGAUGACUUCCUGGACCUGAGCUUUCAGCCUUGCCUUUACCUGAAAUGUUCUUUGGGCAGUGAUAGGCAUAUGUCUCUGUGGUGUUCCUAAGCGGAGCAGGGAGGCCUUCUCAGUGGAUAUUCUUUGGAUGCUGAAUUGUAUAUUAUUUGGACACCGGCCAGAGUUUGCAAGGGGUGCAUGGCAAAAUGUGUAGUCAGAUGGGGCAGAAUGUGUUUACAAUUUCAGGAUAGUGGGUGCUGUGGCUUAUUCCUUCAUUCUCUCCUGUUUUGCUUCCUUGCUUCUUGUCUAGAAAGAAAGACAGGAUACACAUAUGAAAUAAUAAACCAAUUACACCACCAAGGCAAUUAUUUUCUCUUCAAGGAUUUCUGUUUCGUACAAUUCUGUGGUGUCCACUCUUUCAUAUAUUUCCCAGUGAAGAUGCAUAUUGCUUUGUGAACGGAAAGGAGAUUUCAGGGGGCCAAAAGUUGUUCUGUAUCUCCCCCACCCCUGGACAGUAUUAAGGAUUUAAGCCUCUGAUAGUUUGUGACUCCAGAAUUGUAUGGGGAGUUUUUCUGAAAUAAUGAUAUGUUGGUCUCAAUUCAUAAUCCCCUGAGUUGGUGAGGCUCCUUUGACAACAAGAAACCGAGCCAUUAGAAUCACUGGCCCAGUCCUGUGGAAUUGCUCUGCCGACAGAGAUUUGGCAGGCGUCUUCUGCUCCAACCUUUUAAAUGCCUGCAGAAAACUUUAACAUUCUGUUGGGCUUAUGCACGUAAUGAAGAAUAUAUAUUUGCAUAAUAGUUAGCUGAUUUUGGAUUUUAAAAACGCUAUUAGGUUUUUAUUGCAUGGUUUUACAUAUAAUUGUUGUAAUCUGUUCUGAUAUGUUUUAUGAAUAGCACUAUAUACUUCAUAGAUAUGUAAAUAAAUGUUGUUUUUCGUUGUUGCUUUUUAAAAAUGCAAGCCAAUGCCCCUUUAGGAGUUGCUUCUGCCCACCAGUGUGCGGUGGAUGAGGUGCAGCUUCUGUAGCCAUUCAUGUUUGCACAUCAUGUGAACAAUGACACCCUCAUCAUAAUGCUGUCGUGUGUUAUUUCCCCCAUUCAAUCUGGACCUACCCGGGGGGGCUUCAGGCUUUCAAUAUUUGGAGGAGAGUAGCAAAUGCAAACUGGAAAUUUUAGGUUUGUGGAUUUUAAGUGUUUAUCCCAGUGAAGCAAACUCACCGCUAACAAAAUAAUAAUAAUUCAUGGACUUUGUGAGGGGGAGUGCAUUGAAAAAAGUGGAAUGCAAGAAUGACUAAAGAUAAAGCAUGUUAAAAAAUCCUGCCAGCAAAUCAGGCAGAAGCUCAUUGUCCCAUAAUUGCCUCAUAAACAAAACAGAAUGAGCACUCAGUAGAGCCUGGACCCCCUGAUCUAACCGCCAUGUGAACCUUGUGCAAGCAAAAGUCUGGAGGAGCCCUGUUUCUGCAGAACACCCCAUAAAUCAAAAAGCUGUGGCACUAGUAGCCCGGAUUAAUAUUUGUCAGGAAUUGGGAUAUGGGACGGCACUUUGACACUGCAUAAAGCUUUAACGUGUGAGUGGUCCUGAGUCUGCCAUGAACUGCCAUGUGCAACUGUCUCCAGAUCCCCUCACUGUCCUGCCCAUUCUGUGCUGCUGCUCCUUGCCAGAGGUGAUGUCCGUCACUGUUAAAUGUUCAAGAUUUCUAAGGGACACUUGCAGCUGUUGUCUCUUCUACUGCACUCCUUCUCUGCAGAGGGAAGGGGAGUAUAAUUCUCACAAAUAUUCGGGCAUUCACAGUGUAGAAAAGGGGGGGUGCUCAAGAGAGCCUCUCCAUCUCCUUUUCUGGUCUCACUGCUGCAUAACAGCUCUGCAAUGCAUUCCUGUCACCACCACACUCUUUAGGGGGACAUCUAGGGAUGUCCAAUUAAAAAUUAGAUGUAGGGAUUCUGGAUCUGUGAGCCUUGCCUCUCCAUCCAAUGUCUUGCAAUUUACUCUGAGUGCAAGGCCAGCGUUCCAUCUCUGCUUCUCCAUGAGAAUAGAAAAAACAACAACCUGGCUUUAUGCACUCUGAUCUUAGAACAUUGAAUGUGUGGAUUUCCAUACUCCCGGAGCUUGCAUUUUACACAGACUUUGCUAGUCUAACUGUGAAUUUUAUUAAGCACAAAAGGAAGCAGGGGAAACAGGCAAAAGGUCAAGAGAGAUUACAAAUUAAACCAGAGCACUGUGGUUCUAAAAUGUGACAAAUCUUGCCCUGUUCACCAACAAUACAGUAUUUCUGGUCUACUUAUACCUAGGCAGCGAGUGAGUCCUCAGAAAAACUUUUGAUAAAGUCCUUCACAAUAAGCAAAACUAGCAGUCAUGAGAUAUGAGGAUCAGAAACUGAGGCUAUAUAACUUAUUCGUAAAUGCUCUGUCCAGGGGCAUUCGGCUGCUGCCUUUAUUACACACCUUUAGGUGUCAGGCAAAAAGUUCCCCUUCAACCAGGUCUUUGGCUGAUUAAUAUCCUACUUUUAAAUGGGUUUGCGGAAAGAGGUAUGUGUGGGGGUACUGUUUUGUUUUUUUCUUGAUUUUUUUUUAAAUAUUGUAUUUAAAUCUUGUAUUUUUAUGUUGUGAAAUCUACCCUGAGAUAUAUGGAUGAAGGGUGGCAUGCUUAACAAACAAACAAACAAACAAACAAAGAAACAAACAAUUAAAUAACCAACCAAUCAAUCUGGAGUCAGGGGUGGCCAAGGCUGUGGAUGACUCAAAAAUUAUUUAGGAUUGCGAAAUCCUUUACUGGAUGGUGAGGCUCUCCAAAUAGAUGUCUCCAUACUGGGAAUAUUGCAAAUGAGGAUGAAUAGGGGUAGCUAACUUGUAGCCCUCCAGAUGUUCGUGAACCUUGACUUCCAUGGAGAUGUAGGCCAACAACGAAUCCAAAAUGCGGCAGUUAGACUGGUGACUGGGAGCGGCCGCCGAGACCAUAUAACACCGGUCUUGAAAGACCUACACUGGCUCCCAGUACGUUUCCAAGCACAAUUCAAAGUGUUGGUGCUGACCUUUAAAGCCCUAAAGGGCCUCGGUCCAGUAUAUCUGAAGGAGCAUCUCCACCCCCAUCGUUCUGCCUGGACACUGAGGUCCAGCUCUGAGGGCCUUCUGGUGGUUCCCCCAUUGUGAGAAGCAAAGCUACAGGGAACCAGGCAGAGGGCCUUCUCGGUAGUGGCACCCGCCCUGUGGAAUGCCCUCCUACCAAUGUCAAAGAGAAGAACAACUACCUGACUUUUAGAAGACAUCUGAAGGCAGCCCUGUUUAGGGAAGCUUUUAAUGUUUAAUAGGUUAUUGUAUUUUAGUGUUCUGUUGGAAGCCACCCAGAGUGACUGGGGAAACCCAGCCAGAUGGGCGGGGUAUAAAUAAUAAUAAAUUAUUAUUAUUAUUAUUAUUAUUAUUAUUAUUAUUAUUAUUAUUAACAACAUCUGGAGGACUUUGAAUUUCUCACCUCUGGGCAUUGAGAGAAGUUUUAAAAAGUUGAUGGGGUGGGAAUAAAUCACGAUAGAAAUUUAUAAAAUGACAUAUGAUAUGAGGAAAGUUAACAGAGAAGGUUCUCCAUCCCCCACCCCAUUUCCCCCAUAAUGCAAGAACUCAGGAUCACCCAAUGAAAUAGUUUGUGUAUGGAAUUUGCUCUUGCAGAAUAUUGCAAAAUGGCAGCUGCUAUCUCCUCGUUUCCACUGCAAGCCGGGUGGAAUGAACUCCAGGUCCCAAGUGCGCCACCUAGCUUGUCAUGCCAGUCUGCACAAAGAUUCGGUCAGCUGACCCCACCUCUGGACCAAUCCUGGUUCCCCUUGACCUAUAAAACCCUUUCCUCUCUGAGAUGAUUCUUCCAGCCUCCUGCGCCCUCUGCUUGGGUGUUGGCUUCCAUCCUGACCUUUGUCUGCCUCUGGCCCUCAGAAGCUUUUAUCCUGCUCUGAAUCUUGACCCAGCCCUCAUCCUGCCUUGUGCUGGACCCAGGGCCAGAUUUAGGUUUGGUGAGGCCCUCAGCUACUGAAGGUAAUGGGGCCUUUAGAUGUCCAGCUGUCCUUUGCCAACAACAAUUGCCGCUGCUUUUUGUGUUGAAUAUAUUCUAUAUGGUAAUUUAUGGACCAAAUAGGUAUCUAAAGCCAUUUUUAAAAAUCUUAUAUUUUGGAAAUGUACAUCCAGGUUUUUUUCCCUUUAAUUUUUUUGGGGGCCCCCAAGAGGGUGGGGCCCUAAGCUACAGCUUGUUUAGCUUAUACGUAAAUCUGGCACUGGCUGGACCACAUGCUCACAUCUAUCCCAUCCUGAGGCCUGACACUGUGUAAAAUGGGCUGCAGGAGAGACAGACCUUGGAACUGAUCUGGUACAGCCACUUCUGUUUAUGCCUGUGGGAUAGCUCAACUGGUAGAACAUGAGACUCAUGGGUCAUGGGUUCGAGCUCCAGGUAGGACGGAAAGAUUCCUGCAUCGCAGGGGGUUGCGCUAGAUGACCCUUGCGCUCCCUUCCAAUUUUAUGAUUCUGUGAUUGACAUACGGUGAGAGCCAGUGUGGUGCAGUGGUAAGAAUGUUGGACUGGGGAGAGUGAGACCCAGGUUCAAAUCUCUACUCACUGGGUGACCUUGGGUCAGUCCUGCUCUCUCAGCCUAACCUACCUCAUAGGGUUGUUGUGAAGAUAAAUUGGGGAGAGGGAGGAACUGUGUAUGCCACUUUGAGCUCCCUGAAGGAAAAGUGAGAUAUAAAGAUAAUUAUAAAAUAGAACAACAGCCUGGCUGCUGGAGGAGUUUAGUUCAGCGUCCUGUUCCUUACUUACUGUGGCCAGCUAUGCAAAGCAUGAAGGCCGGGCGCGAGUGCGAGAGCACUGGACUCUCUUGUGCCUCCUGGCAAGUUGCAUCCCUCUGGUACUGGAGCCAGCACACAGCCAUCGUGAUUGGUAGCCGUGGGUAGUUACUGCUGGCGGCCACCCCUUUCUCCUGUGGGAGGGAGUUCCCCAGUCUAAACUGUGUACUGCAUGAAAAGUCUUGAAUCUUCCAUCAUUCAGCUGGAUUGGAUGUCCCCAACUUCUGGUGCUAUGAGAGGGGUAGGAAAAGGUUUCUCCGCGUUGUGUGUAAUUUUAUGCACUUCCGUCAUUGCCCCUCUUCCUUGCUUUUUCUCGAAACUAAAAGCCUCAUGCUGACCUUUUCUGAAUCUUUUCAAACUCUGCAGUUUCCUUUCUGAGGCAAGCUGACCAGAACUGAACAAAAGCUGUUUGUAUAAAGGCAUUAUGAUAUCGGCAGUUUAGUUUUCAGACCCUUUCCUGACGACCCCUAGCAUGGAAUCUGCCUUUUCCACAGCUGCUGCACAUUAGGUCAAAAUAUUCAUCGGGCUAGUGGGGGUUUUCUUGCUGUGGCAGCAAAAACAGCACCUUAAAGACUUAACAGAAUUAUUUUGGAAUAGGUUUUUGUGGCCUAAUACCCGCAUGAUCAGGUACAUGGAUAUGCUUGGAAACUUUGUAGGGCCUGGUGAGAAACUCUGUGCGCUGUUGAAGUAACCUGGUGUUCAUUUUACUAGUUCAGGAAGGCUUUGUGCUGGCGGUUGAUGCUCUAGGGGAGUUGUUGUGUCAGUGGUGAAGCCUGGUAGACUUGCAUCGGAGCUGGAGGCUCCACCGCUUAGUUUUUAUUAUUAAUUCUUUCAUUUGCAGAUUUGACAAAGAAAGGAAGAGAAAUAAGAAACUUAUAAUACUACUACUAAUAAUACUGAUGCUGAUGUAUGUUUUAAUCUUCAAGUUUAUUGCUGAUUUUAUUUUAUUUUUUGGAAAUUUUAAAGAGCUGACUUUCCUGAUGAUUUUAUUGUUCUUUUUGUAAAUUGUUAGGUGAUUUUUUACAAUCACAUGGAGUAAAUUGAAUGAUGAUGAUGAUAAUAAUAAUAAUAAUAAUAAUAAUAAUAUAUGGAUAAUACUAACUUAAACAACAACAAAAAAAGCCACCAUCAGUUCACGUUACGGAUACAGUAACCACAAGUGCAUGCAUCUUAAAUUCAAUAUUAAUGCAGUUAGUUCCUCAGAUCAUUGUGUAAUAGAAGAUGGACACCUGUCCUUCCAGGCUCAAAGUAUAACUCACAACCAUAAGGGCUUGCAAAGUCCACACUUAUUGUCUUGCUGAUAAUCCCCAUAAGUACAGGAAUAUAAUUUAAAAGUGUACACCUGCAAUUAUCAAGGGUUUUGCCAAUGCAAAAUUGGCAAAUACAACAACCUCAGGCCAGAAGGAAUGCGUCAUGUGCCUGCGCUUUCUCACCAUUACACUUCCAACAUCUGUCUAUAUUGGACACAGCCUUCUUAAACAAACAUUGUGGCUCCACCCCUGCCUGGUUCUCAGCCAGGUCUUGUUUCAGGCAGGUCCUUGCCCCCUCCCCCAAGAAGCCUCUGGCCGGGCACUUUGCCAGCAGCCCUGACACUCUGCCUUGGCUUGCAGCCUCUUUUCUUCCUAUGGUCCUGGGGUGACAAACUGGUGCAUGGGUGUCUCACAGCUGGCCAUGAAUCCAGGCAUCAAGACCUCUGGUCCUGGGCCAGGGAUGUCAGGAUCCAACAGUUCCUCCAGUUUUGCGGACAGUAUGGCUGGAGGGAGAUCUGCUGAGGGGUCCUGGUCCCCUUGGUCUUCUGAGUGGAGGUCUAAGCAGGGCUGGAUCCUGACCUUUGCUCCAAGCUCGCAGCACCCUAUUCUGGGCACCUGCAGGGAUGGCGCUACAGCAGGUGAGGGGGCAGGUCAGCAGCUCUUUUCAUUGGCAAGCCAAAACAGGGCCUUGGAGGCUCUGGCACCAGGAACCCACUGCCAGAGCACCCUGUUUGAGACCUCCCAGCGCUUUACCAAUGCUCUUCACUGCAGAUCAUUCCAGGCCUGUCCAGUGGCGUAGUGUGUGCGGUGGGGGGACACUGGGGUGGUUCCACGAGAUGCAAAAUAUGUAGGGGUGCAAGUUGGGCAACAAGUGCAUCCCCACCUCCAAGCCUCAGCCACGCCUGGAGCGACCUGCCUUUCGUCCCCGACUGCUGAAGAAGGAAAUGUCAGCAUCCUUCCUUUGAGCUCAAGAGAAGAGGCGGCUGUGAGUGAGUAAGCCCCACGUUUGGCAGCUGAAGCUUUAAACAGGGUCAUUCCCGCCAUAGGCCAGCUGGAGAAGCUCUCUCACUAUUCGCAGGGACCAGGCAAGCCUUGCACUCUAGCUGAGGUCAGUCCCUGGGCUGGACGCAGCAUCUUCGGGGGAAGGAGAGACGUUGGCCUCUCAGCCCCUGCAGGCACCUCCAAAAAGUGCAUUGGGGGAGAUUGUGUUUCAGAUUGUCUAGGGCUCCAGAGAGGCUUGGAUCGGGGCUCCUCUGAAUGCCCCUGCCAAGUCUGAAGGCGCAGAACAACGUAGAGUUUCUCAUUAUGGUACCAGGGUAGCGCUUUGUCUAUUGUAGAAGUGUUUGCUACAUUCCAAGGCAUUUGGUUUCUGGGCAGGGGCAUAGCCAAGAUUUUUCUUGGGGGGGGCAGGCCUUUUGUUAGGGGGGGGGGUGCUCAGCAUUUUUAUUGAUUUAGGUGGGGGCAGCUGCCCCUGCCUGCCCCCCUGGCUACACCCAUGUUUCAGGCCAGGAAAAGAUGAGAGUGAUCGCCUUUUGUCCACCGCACUAGGAAUGCGUGUCAUUUUUUGCCACCACCCUAAUAAGAGAGCUUUUGCCUACGGGCCUGUGAGCUGCCCACUUUGCCACUCACCUGCUUACCGUGGCAUCUCAUCACAUGAUGGGAUUUCCCUCAGCGUGCUUAAGCACCAUCAGGGUUUAGUAGAACAUCUCAGUAACAGUAUUGUUACUUGAAGGUGGGACUCUGUCCUGCAGCCGUCCUUUGUGCCUUAAGACAGUUGCCCCACCAACUGGGGAUGAAAUGCUUUGGGGGUAUAUUGCUGCAGAAGUAGUAAUUUAUUACUGUCCAGGCGCUGGGCAUUCUGUUCCCACUGCUAAUGCUGUGACUGAUAGCUGUAGAAUAUGCAGCAGGUUUAGCAAUCAAAAUAGGAAUCUUCUUCCUUGAGGAUAACAGGCUGUGGCUUCAUUUCAGCCGUUGAAUAAAUAUUUUGUUCAUUGUGGGUUUGUAAUUGAGGCUAACCAGAUCUCAUUUAGAAGCAUAUUAAUGGUGUUUUGCUGUUGGAUAUGUGCCAGUUUUGGUUGAUAGAUUCUUGCUGUGGUAGUUAAAGGCCCUCUAUUUCAGGUGCCUGGAUAGCUUUCACAGGUAUGAGGAAACAGAAGAGAGGACACUUUUGGGGUAUGCAAAUACAUCUGUGCCCAAAGUGGUUCUGCAAGAGUCCAGUGGAGCUCUGUUGUGCUGUCACACUCUCAACAGCAGCUUCUGCAGAAAAAAGGCAGCGGUGAGGCAGGAUUGUGUGGAAGGACCAGGCUGGGUCUGCUGGUGCAUCUGUGAGGCCCCAGCUUUGCCCCUGCUGUGGUAAUUGGCAUAAGGCAGGAAUUACAAAAUGUACAAUACAGAUGACUAUGCUUUACCAGCGAUUUGCUUUCCUGCAAAUCCAGACAUUGUUGGAUACAGAAAAAGAUGAUUUUAUCAUUGAACAAAUUCAGCACACAUGUGCUAAGUAUGCAGAGUUGAAUGCUGCAGCUAUGAUUGCUGAAAUAAUAAUAAUAAUAAUAAUAAUAAUAAUAAUAAUAAUAAUAUUUUAUUUAUACCAGUGGUUUCCCCAGCCACUCUGGGCGGCUCCCAGCAGAACAGUAAAAGCAUGAUAAAACAUCAAACAUUAAAAACUUUCCUAAAUUGCCUUUGGCACCAUAUUGUCUUGUAUAAGGAUAAUUGCUAACUGGACAGCUUUAGAUUUACUUUAGUGGGUGUAAAAGUGAAAGCUUGACUAACUUUGUUGUGACAUUAAGAAUCUUUUUAACUAUCACUGUUACAACGGCCAGUUGUUAAAGAAGUUCCUCAAAACUUAAUCAAAACGUGUCAGAGAUCUACAAUGAGCCAAGAAAGACUGAGUAACAUAGCAAUACUGUCAAUUGAGAGAGAUUUCAAUGUAGAUUUCAAUACCAGUAUUUAAAAAUCUGCAAAAAUUAAAAGCAGGUGAUUCUAAAUCACUUUUAAUAUACUAGCAUUUAACGCAUUUUACUUCAAUAACAUCCGUAUUUUCUUAAAAUGCAAUACAUGUGCUGGGGGGGGGGGGUAAAGGGUUCAAUACUGGACUGGAGGGAGGCAGUCAAGGAGUGCCAGUGGUCCCUGGGUUAGGGGGCUCAAUACUUGCCUUGCCCUGGGUGCUAGCAACCCACACUAUGCCACUGUGUCAGAACUUUUGAAAAACUGAUCCAGCUACUCUUGUCUGCUUGAAAAAACCUUCCACCCCAGCUUUAUUGAUGAACACAAUUAUGAUUAAGUGGUCAGAGUCAUGUCCAGAAGUUCUCACUGAAUGGAAUGGGGCUUUUGUGAGCUCAGAGCUACUGCGUGAAGAGCUGCUUGGAGCCAGAACUCCUUGGGAACUUAGGGCCUGGAGACGGAAAGGACUGACAGACUGACAGCUCUUUCUUGAUUCUGUGGCUGGUGCUGUGUGGCUGCUCUUAGUUGGCGAAGCAAUUUGUCAUGCUAAUUCUGCUAAUGGCGUCACAUCCAGUUAUGUCCAAACUGCCUCCCUAGAGAAGCCAGACUGGCUCCCUCCUUGCCGUCCUUCCACCGGAGACUGAAGACUGCUUUAUUCUGACAGGCCUUUCAGAACCGACUGCCUUUUAAGGAAAUGGCUUUAAAUAGUGCCGUGCUGUUUUUAUUAUCUGUAUUUCAAUAAUUUUUUUUUAUUGUUUUAAUUCUGUUAGAGUUUAAACACUUUUUGAUAGUUAUCAUUUAUAUGUUUUUAGCUUUUUGUAUUUUGUCUGUGUUGUUUUUAAUUUGCAUAAGCAGCCAUGAGCCCUGGUCUGGGGAAAAGGUGGGAUAUUUGUAAUAAAAAUUAAUGCAACCCUUGAGCAGCCGAAAUCCAACUUUUUCCUGACCUGCCAGGAAGCGUCCAGGAUGCCGAAGUAUCUGGGUUUUGGGAGGGUGAGGAAGUGAGUAAGUUUACAAAGCUGAAACUUACAUGGAACCAGCAGGAAUGGAGCCUCUGGCUUAGUUUGACCCAACACCACUUAGGGUUGGUUCACAAGUUCAUCACUUGAAAUUUUGGUCAACAAGAACUGGGCCUCCAUAAGGGGAUAAUAACAACAAUAAUAAUAAUUCUAGUAUUUAUACCCUGCCCAUUUGACUUAGUGGCUCCCGCUGCUCUAGGCGGCUUCCAGGACAAAUAAAAGCACAAUAAAACAUCAAACAUUAAAAACUUCCCUAUACAGAAGUUUAUUUCCUUGACAUUGACAUGGGAGGGCAUUCCACAGGGAGGGCAGCGCUGCAGAGAAGACCUUCUGCCUGUUUCCCUGUAACUUCACUUCUUGCAAUGUGGGAAUUGCGCAGCUGGACCUCAGUGUCCGGGCAGAACGAUGGGGGUGGAGAUGCUCCUUCAGGUCUACUGGUCCAAGGCCGUUUAGGGCUUUCAAGGUCAGCACCAACCCUUUGAAUUGUGCUUGGAAACGUACUGGGAGCCAGUGUAGGUCUUUCAGGACCGGUGUUAUGUGGUCUCGGCGGCUGCCCCCAGUCACCAGUCUAGCUGCCUCAUUCUGGAUUAGUUGUAGUUUCCUGGUCACCUUCAAAGGUAGCCCAAUGUAGGGUAAUGCUGAGCUAAAUAAUAUUUAUUCUAUGUCUCGUCUUUAGUGCAGUUCUUUGUGCUACAUGGAAGACUGUAUAUGAAAGACUGCAUUCUCUCAUAAGAAGUGGCCUGUUUUCUGAGAUCUUCAGGGAGGUCCUUCUCUCACUCCUGCCACCCUCGCAGGCAUGCUUUGGGGGUGACAUGGUAUAGGACCUUCUCGGUGGCUGCCCCCGACCUUGGAAAUCCUUCCCUAGAGAAGCCAGAUUGGCUCCCUCCUUGCUGUCCUUCCGCCAGGAAGUGAAGACUGUUUCAUUUUAACAGGCUUUUGGGAACUGACUGCUUUAAUGAAAGGGCUGGUGCUGUGCUGUUUUUAUUGCAAUUAUUUCUAUAGUUUUAAUAGAUUUUAUGUAUGUAUGUAGUUCUAACCAUUUUUACUUUUUUUUAACAAUUUCAUUAAACAGUUUCAUUUUUUUUAAUAAAUAUUUUUUAUUAGAUUUUCCAUAAAAAAAACAUUUUUACAAAAUUAUACAUCCAUUUUUAACUUAAACCCUUUUUUCCAGAACUUCCCUCAGCUUGUCUGAUAAUUUUCCGUUUAUUUUUUAUCCUCGUCCCACAUUUCCCAAUAUUAUAUUGCACUCAAAUACUCUUAAUCACAUCAUGUUUUUAAAACAAUAUUUCUAACAGUAAUUUCACAGAGCUUCUUGAAAGCCAACGAACGUUAUUUGCUCAUCACAGAAAUUUUUGAUAUACUCUGUAAAUUUCUUCCAGUCCUCGGAGAAUCUCUGGUCACGUUUCAUUUUUAUCUGUAAGCUACCUUGAGUCCCAUCAGGGAAAGAGAUGUGGUAACAACAACAACAACAACAACAACAACAUGGACUGCUAGAAGGAGCCCAUUGGAGGACUAAGAAGGGGGAAUCUAAGUAUUCUUCCCAAUCAAACGAUUGUAAUUUUUCAGAAAUGAAAUGGGUGUUGGAUAUGUUCCUGCCAUAAACACAUCUUUAUCAGCCUGACGUGUGUGUGUGCGGGGGGGGGGGGAUGUUUUACCCCCAUAAAGCUUUGCAUGAUUUCCCCUACAAGUCGUUAAUCAGGGUGACUAGCACAUCUCUCUUUGUCUUCCUUCCACAAAGUGGGCCACAUCCAGGCCAGGAACCCAGGAACCCAGACCUCCCCUAUUGUUUUGUUUCUUACUUUAAGGCUGACUCGGAAGAGGCAGAGUUGUGAAUGAACAGAACACCCCCAGGAUUGUGUACCUUGGGCAGCCAAAUGUGAAAGUCUUUUCCCAGCUUCCUUUUCCUUCCCUCUGAUAAAUAAGCAACUUACUCGUUUUAAAACAUGACUUCCUUGAAGCCUGCAUGUACCAUAAAUCUAAAAAUAAUAAGAAUAGUAGAAAUAACACAUGACCUCAAUAUUUCAAGGACUGCCUCUCUCUAUACGAACCUCCCUGAACCCUGUGAUGGUCGCCUGAAGCCUUCUUCACGUGCCUCCUCCAUGAGAGGUCUAGAGGGGGACAAUACAAGAACGAUCCUUUUCUGUGGUGGCUCCCUGUUUAUGGGAUGCUCUUCCCAAGAAGAACCGCCUGGCUGCAUUAUUAUACUCCCUUAGGCACCACAGGUUUUUCUCCAGCCAGGCCUUUGGCUGACCAACAUCCUAUAUCCUUUGAAAUGGGUUUGUGGGAGGUAGGGGUUAUGGGUUUGUUCUGUUCUUUUUCUCCUUUUCAUGUAUUUUCUGUUUUCAUCUUGUGUUUUUAUGCUGUGAACCCCCUGGAGAUCUUUGGAUGAAGGGUGGUAUAUCCACAUUUCAUUUUUUUAAAAGGCCUGAAGCAUGAGGCUUAAGAGACUUCUGAGCCUGUCUUGUGCUCUCUGCUUGAAUAUGUGAUUGUUGUCAGCGAAGGCAAGAGAUUAUUUAUUACGUAGAGCAUUUGUUCUGGGCCCUUCAGCCAAAAAGGCUCCCAGAGUGGCUUACAUGAAAUCAAAACAAGACACUCCCUAUCCGCAGGCUUACAUUCGAAUAAACAAACAAACAAAAACACAACACACAAGGGGGAAGGGGCAAGGGGGAAGAGGAAAGCCAAAACUGUUCUUGUGUUGAUCAGCUGGCAGGAGGUACCCGGUGGACCUUGGCCUCCCUCAAAGCAGGUGGAACGAGUCUCCUGCUUCGUAUCUCUCCCACUGAGGCAGCCUGACAGGGUGGCCGCCUCCAGGGGAGAGUCGUGGGGGGAGGAGGCGUGGUGGAGCUGAGCUGCCACGGCAGAACCGAUGGAGGCUGUUUGUACUAUGGAACUUGCUCCCACAGGAAGUGCUCAUGGCCUCUAGCCUGGAUGGCUUUAGAGAAGCAUUAGGGAAAUUCACGGAGGAGAGGGCUAUCCAUGAUGACUUCACUCUGCCUUCUCAACAGGAGCCAGCAAUGACUUCCCCACAGUGGGCAUCUGAUGGGCCACGGGGGGGAACAGAAUGCUGGACUAGAUGGGCCGUCGGCCUGAUCCGGCAGGCUCUUCUUGGGUACUUACGUUUCCUGGGAAACAUGGCUUUGGAUUUAAACACAAUAAUGAAAACCAAUCAAUCAAUAACAUGUUUUCUCCUGUGCAUCAAUGCGCUUAGACAAGGACACAAGCAGUUUUGGUCAGCCAGGUGAAACUGUGAGCACUUUUGUUCUUGAAUCACAAUGUGCAGUUUUCCCCACAGGGAGGCCAAGAUAUUUUCUCCUUCCAACUCGUACAAUCUUACUAUUUUUAUUAUAAUUAUUCUUAAUUUAUUAUUAUACAUACAGUUGCAAGGUGUUUGGGUGUCUCUGUCUUAAGUUCUGCUGAAGAGUAGACUGAUGGAAGUGAAUGGACCUAAGUUAGUCAUGCCCAUUUAAUUCAGUGGGUCUACUCUGGGUAAAAUGUAGUUGGAUACAACGUAUCAUUUUUCUGAGCUAUUUAUUUUUUAUUAAAAAUUCAUCCUGCCUUCCUGGCGUCCAUGCACUAUUCAGGAUGGCUUGUGACACUUCAAAACAAUUAAAAGGUAUUAAAAAUUAGGGUCUCGCCCCCCCAAAAUUAAAAUUACAUACAAUGUGGAGCAUUAGGGAUGCAUUUAAAAACUGACAGUGGAAAAGAUUAGAGGUAGAAAUGACCACCAGAGGUAAGAAUUAGCAGGCAAAAGUCUGCCCGUAUAAAAAUGUAUUUUCCAGCCAGCAAAAGAGAACCACGGAAGGGGCAAGUUGUUCCACAAUACCAUGUGCUUAACAAGAGCACAUGGUAGUGAAAUAUUACAAAUUGCAAGGAAUAAUAACUAUGAAUAUAUAUUUCAAUAUUUUAUUUCGUCUUGUUUUGAAAAUGCUUCAGUUGUUGUUCAAAAUAUCCAUUUCGCAUUGUAAAUGUAUAUUUUUCAUGCUUACCAAUUGGGGCUUUGAAAUGAAACCACCCACUGAUAGUCCCCCCCACCCUCUCUCUCUCCCCCUUCACCCCCACCCUCCUGUUGACUGGUUGUAGGUCUGGUUCCAAAAUGCACGUGCUAAAUUCAGACGGAACCUCUUACGCCAAGAGAACACAGGGGUGGACAAGACGUCUGACUCGACCCUCCAGGCCGGAACGCCCUCGGGCCCUGCCUCCGAAAUCUCCAACACCUCCAUGAGCCCGUCCAGCACCCCCACUACCUUAACGGACUUGACAAACCCCAGUAUGCCAUCAGUCACCUCGGUCUUGACCUCAGUGCCUGGGGGCUUGGAGGUCCACGAAUCUCGGAGCCCUUCACAGACAACGCUCACAAAUCUUUUCUGAUGACUCUCUCCCUUCCUUCAUCCCUCCCUUCUUCUUUUUUUCCUUUGAAAAAGAAAUUACUCUUAGUUGAGUUCCAAGCGUAUUUUUACUAGAGACUUUCUCACAGCUGGGCUAGCCACAGCGUAGGGUAUUUCUGAGGAGAAGGAGAACAGCAGCACGGUUCGGUCUGGUGUGACGGUCACAGGGCGGACGGAGGAUUCACUUGGAAGAGCAACUUGCCACACAACAUUUGUGUCAAUGUACAGUUUUGUGGACUGGGCGAGGGAAACAGCAAUUAAUUUAAGUUGGCUAAAGCUUCUGUAAUUUUCAAAGACUGCCAUGUGCCUUAUAUACUGUUCUCCCAUCCUUUGGAUCACACCCAUUCCCCCCACCCACGCCCAUCUCCCUUUUUCCUCUCUGUGUAUUUAUGACCAGGGCAAAGAACAAACAAACACAAAGAAGAAGAAGAAAAAAUAAAUGAAAAAAAAAUGUUAAUAAGAGUUUUGUUACUUUGAAUUAGUCCUAAGCCC
Molecule: messenger RNA, 40032 nt
Organism: Podarcis lilfordi (Lilford's wall lizard)
Lineage: Eukaryota; Metazoa; Chordata; Lepidosauria; Squamata; Lacertidae
Source: the annotation of a GenBank genome assembly